UCUCUCGUUCUCUCUGACUUUUGUUAUAUGGUAAAAAAAUUUGUAUUUUCAUGUUGUAUUAUACAGUACUCACAGUGGCCCGGUAAAAGACUUUGGCAUUACCAUGUUUUCUCACUAAAAAGCUAGUUGCAAGUUUAAUGUCCGGAAGUUAACUUUUAUUACUGCUGUUAAGUGCUGCAUAUUUUGUUGAUUUUUUUUACAUUUAUCGAACAUUGCUGUAUAAAGCAACGAAUUAAAUAUUAAAAACCGUUAUACAUAGUGUGUGCGUGCAACAAUGUGAAAUGUUUAGAAGAAAAACUGAAAAUGAGUAAAAUUCUAAUUUUCAAUUCAUCGCAACAAACUACAUAGAACCAAUGGUGUUCGUUACAAACACGAUAAUGAUGAAUUCAAAUGUUUUGAACGCGAAACGCCCGGGAAUUUAAUUGAUAUUGAUCAGAAAACAAAUCCACAUUUUCUUAAUAGAUAUGUCACUUUGGACGACUGAAUUAAUAGUUUCAACUGUAAUUUUUCUAUUGCUAAGUAUCUCAGUCAUGUCUGACGUUCGCACAAUUUGCCGCACCGUACCUGGUCUCACCAAAGAACAAUUAGAACUAUGCUAUCGAGCUAAUGAUGUAACAUCAGCCGCAAUUGAUGGAUUAGAACUGGCGGUAAAGGAAUGUCAACUACAGUUUCAGUGGCAUCGAUGGAAUUGCUCGUCUUUAAGUUCUAAAAAGAAAAAUCCUCACACAUCCAAUCUAUUGAAAAAAGGCUAUAGAGAAAGUGCUUUCGCUUUCGCAGUGUCAUCAGCCGGUGUGGCCUACAAUAUUGCCAGAGCGUGCAGUCAGGGAAAAUUAGUAUCAUGUGGUUGUGAUCCGAGUGUAAAUCGCAAAAGUUUAACGAAAUCAUUGAAGGAAAGCAUGCAAAAGGACAAAACAUUCUAUCUUGACUCGACGUCGUACCAGAAGUUGAAUGACAGCGCACAAAAGAAAUUGCAGCGUAUUCGAACGACGAGUCGAUGGAAAUGGGGAGGGUGUUCUCACAAUCUGAAUUUCGGGAUAGAGUUUUCGGAAUUGUUUUUGGAUUCGAGGGAAAAAGCCGGCGAUAUUCAAUCAAAAAUUAAUUUACAUAACAAUCAUGCUGGGCGAAUGGCAGUCGCGAACAAUAUGCAAAUCCGUUGCAAAUGUCAUGGUAUGUCUGGAAGUUGUCAACUAAAAACGUGUUGGAAAUCAGCACCGGAUUUUCGUGUCGUUGGCAAAGUGUUGAAGCAGCUAUUUCGGAAAGCCGUUCUAGUUGAUCAAUCGAACAUGGGCAAUGGCUCUCCAAUAAUCAUUUCCAAAGGAUCCCACAAAAAACAUAAAUCGAGGAACGUGGGACGCUUACCGAGAAAGAUACGCAAGCACAAAAAGGUUGGGGAUUUACAGAAAAUGGAAAAUUCAUUGUUCUACUAUCAAAGGUCCCCAAAUUUUUGCGACAAAGAUCCCAGCUCAGACAUUCAAGGAACAAUUGGUCGAAGAUGCAAUCGAACUGGUAUAGGAAGCGGAAGUUGUGCAUCGAUGUGCUGUGGUCGUGGAUACAAUUUGAUGAAAGAACGACGAGUUGAACGAUGCAACUGUAAAUUUCAUUGGUGCUGUUAUGUUGAAUGUGAAGUUUGUGAAAUCGAGGAAUGGAUCAGCGUCUGCAACUGAAUUUUAGCCAUAUUACGUAGUACCAGUACCUAAGUGAUUAGUAUACGUUUAGCAAUUAUAAUUUAUCAACUGGAAACGAAGAGCUUAACGAAUCAGUAUUAUGAAUGUAAAAGUUUACACUUAAUGUAUUUAGAUAAAUUAGAAAUAAAAGUGUAAUGAGACUA
This is a messenger RNA of Bradysia coprophila, 1828 nucleotides long. It is a transcript of the gene Wnt10, whose product is annotated as Wnt oncogene analog 10. Gene Ontology annotation, molecular function: cytokine activity; frizzled binding. Gene Ontology annotation, biological process: multicellular organism development; cell fate commitment; canonical Wnt signaling pathway. The record is from RefSeq and is a predicted model, not a curated record. Gene Ontology annotation, cellular component: extracellular region. Lineage: Eukaryota; Metazoa; Arthropoda; Insecta; Diptera; Sciaridae.